AGCGCCGCGGGCAGCCGCAAGUGCCGGGGUCCUACCGGCAGUCAUAGGCGCGGGAGUCGCGCGCUCAGUAGGGACUGCCUUUCUGCUGGAGCAACGCUCACCACCGCGCUGCAAUGCUGCCCUCGGCCCCGAACCACUGGUUCGUUCGUAAGGUGAUUUACUGGAGGUGGGCGGCCAGCGUGGCAUGGUCCCUGCUGUUGCUGCCGGUGUGCACGGCGCUCUUCGUGCUCCUGAGCAGAGUCAGUCUCCUACAUCCCAUCGGAUGGAUCUCAGAGUCCUUUGGCCUCUUGUGCGGCUCCUACGUGAUCUUCUCCCUUGUGCUCCUCUUUGGAGUGCUCCUGGUGGUCGGCUUCUUCAACCUGGAGUAUUACACAGCGGUGCCCUCCAUCCCCUGCACUAAGAUCGCCCUGCUGGGGAAGGUGCUGCAUCCAAGGCAAUGCAUUCACAUGCUGGUGCACUGCAUGCUGGGAAUGCUGGUGGCCUGGUGCACGGCCGCCAUGAUCGGUGGUCGGUACCGGACCCUGUCCUGUCCAUGUGCCGUGGAGGAGGGGGCCGCCCCCGCUGCCUGUCUGAAUGAGCUCCACCUGUUCUUCCUGCUGGCCGGGGGCUUCGUGGGUUACAGCUACAGCCUGCUGGGACUGCUCAACAACGUGAACUACAUCUCCUUCAAGAUCAUUCAGCGACACAAGUACCUGUGGUUCCGGUCCUCACUGCUGGCGGUGGUGCGCUACAGCGCAGUGCGCGCGCUCUAUGCCGUCAGGAACUUCUGUAUCUUCUAUUACUUUCUGGGAUACAUCCCCCGAACGUGGAUCUGCAGCACGCUGGGCCUCCUUCGGGACAGCUCCCUGCACCGCCUGGACUCACUGGCUGGCUUGCUGGAUCUCCCCCUGCUCUACCACCUGUGGCUGAGCUGCUGUUUCCUGCUGCUCACCUGGCAUGUCAGCGUGCUCCUCUUCAGGAUCUUCGUCAGUGAGGCUUACAGCUUCCCGGUUCAGUCGUCCUUCUCUGAAGAUACCAGUCAGUGCCUCCCCAAAGUAAUAAGUGAGAAAGAGCCGAUGAUCCUAAAGUUUCUAGGCUUGCAGGACCUGGCUGUGCUGGCUCACAACUCCCCGUGCAGAAGGCAGGAGGUCUUCAGCCUUAGCCAGCCCGGUGGCCACCCCCAUAACUGGAACGCCAUUUGCACGGAGUGCCUGGCCCUGCUCGGCGAGCUGACCCAGAGGCUUGUGCUGUACCAGGAAGUGCUGUCUUCCAACGGCAGGUCCUGGCCCCCGUCCUGCGGCAGUGACCACAAGUCCACCUCCUCAGAGACGUCUGAGAAUUCUGGGACAGAAGAGCUUUCGCACACGCCACGAGUGAGAGCAGGGUUGAAGACCCCAGCCUCCUCGCUGUUCCGGGCCCCCGUGGGGGGUGCCGGUGGCACUCUGCCCUUCACCCCCGAUCUGGACAGCCCCUUCUCCCCUGCCGUCACGCGGCGCAUGGCCCCUGACCCCUCGUCACCCUGGCAUGGCUCCGUGCAGAGCCCACACCUCAUGCGGAGGGGUCCCAAGCUGUGGACCUCCUCUGCAGAGUCGCCUCCUGACUGCGUACUCCCAGAAUCCCCUGCUGCUGUGCCCAGUCCACCUGCUGGAGCCCAGAAACCAAGCUUCCUCUCGCUCUGGUUCCAGAACCGGCAGGAGCAGGUUAAAGGUUUCUUGGCUAAGCGAGUGCUGAUAAUGUAUUUGUUCAAUAAGCUUCCAGAAGCUUCCAGUCAGGCCCUCUUCGCUGACAGCCAAAUGCACAUCUGGGCACUGCAAGGACUGUCUCAUCUGGUAGCUGCCUCCUUCACAGAAGACAAGUUUGGUGUGGUACAGAUUACACUACCCAGAAUCCUUAGCACUAUGCUGAUGUUGCAAGAAGCUGUAGACAGGCACUUCAAGCUGCCUCACGCGUCCAGUAAACCCAUGAGGUCCACCUGCUGCUUGGAAGAUUCCACCUUCAAAAUGCUGAGGUUUGGCCUGCGGUCGGCCCUGAAAACGGCGCUUUACAGAAUCACUGGCACCUUUGGUCAGCACUUACACGCAGUCCAGAUGUCGGCUGAGCACCGGAAACGCCUUCAGCUCUUCAUGGAUUACAAAGAGUAGGGCAGCCAUUUCCAUCCUGGUGGGGCGAGGGUCCAGUCGCUGCGCUUCUGUUGGGGGUGCUGUCAUCACACUGCUUCUCAUGAUGCGUUUGGGCUGCGGUGGCAUCCUCGUACCUGUGGGGGCCUGACUCUGUGAGCUGGGUCAUCAUUCAGCCACCAAGACACAAAAUCAUGAUUGUUUAAUGGAAAUGUACUGAAAGGGUGUUUACAUUUUACACAAGUAAAAUCAGUGCUAGAUACAGCCUGCACUUUUUUUUUUUUUUUUUUACACUAUUUCCGUACCUCUAAGAGCCAUUGACUACGUAAAGAAUUGCUGUGGUGCCUGAUGCUGGCUGUGGGAUUAGCAUGUACAUGGUUAUCAUUUAGCUCCUUGCACUGGGCUGGGUGGGUGCAGGUCUGCCUUCAGGGUUGCUUCCACUUCAUGUUGUCCUGUUGCACUGUUAGCCUCCGGAUGCACAUUAAAUACUGCCUUGUGUUUCCGCUUGCGUUGUCUCUACACCGAGAUCCAGUGCGAAGUUCCCAGGAUGUCACCUGUGCAGUUAUGAUGAAACACCUCAUCUCCUCAGAUACCCUAAAUACUGCUGAAGCCAUUACAUGAGUAAUUCCUAAGGCUUUGGCUGUUAUGUAAACGGUGCAGUGCUUUUGUAUGAGAGAUUGAGGGCAGAUGAACUGCAGUCCUCCAUGGCUAUAGGGGGUACUGUGUCACAGCCUUAAUUACUGAAAAUGAAAACGUAUGAUCUAGCAUCUAGCUAAUACAUACUGGAAUGGUUCCCCCCCCCCCCAUACUGUAUAUAUAAUGUUUUGUUAUGCAAGUUACUUAGAGUGACAAGCUGACUUUCUACAUUCUUAUUUUAUAUUGUAGAUUUUGAUAGUCUCAUUAUUAACGUAUGUGCCGCAAACUUGUAAAUAUGAGCAUCGCUCAACGCACUUUUCUUAAUAAACGAAUGAAUGGUU
Paramormyrops kingsleyae is the source of this 3073-nucleotide messenger RNA. It is a transcript of the gene ndc1, whose product is annotated as NDC1 transmembrane nucleoporin. Gene Ontology annotation, cellular component: nuclear pore transmembrane ring. Gene Ontology annotation, molecular function: protein-macromolecule adaptor activity. Gene Ontology annotation, biological process: nuclear pore organization. The record is from RefSeq and is a predicted model, not a curated record. NCBI's taxonomy places the organism in Eukaryota, Metazoa, Chordata, Actinopteri, Osteoglossiformes, Mormyridae.